This is a messenger RNA of Crotalus tigris (Tiger rattlesnake), 2359 nucleotides long. RefSeq names its product SUZ RNA binding domain containing 1 (gene SZRD1). The record is from RefSeq and is a predicted model, not a curated record. Bases 91 to 648 code for a protein of 185 amino acids. The transcript has 4 exons. Lineage: Eukaryota; Metazoa; Chordata; Lepidosauria; Squamata; Viperidae.
GGGGGAAUUGUGGCUCUCUUGCACUAGUUUGCCCGUCAAGGAUUCCUGCUUCCGUUUGCGGGCCAUGGCAUUGCGCCCUCAAGGCCGCGCAUGCCCAGUUUAGAGGGGAGAAUCCCGCUUUCCUCCCCGCCAGUUAAUAUUUGGGACUGCGGUACCGUCCGCUCCGGCUUCCACCGGGCGAUAAGUGAACGUGGCGCCCCCUACACGCCACGGAAAUGUUGCGCUAUUGUGCUUGCUGAGAAGGAAAUAGACAGGCGACUGGAAAAGAAACUGAAAAUCUCCCAGAAGGAAAGGAAAUCCAAGUCCCCACCCAAAGUGCCGAUCGUCAUUCAGGACGACAGUCUUCCUUCGGGCCCGCCUCCGCAGAUCCGGAUCUUGAAGCGGCCCACCAGCAACGGAGUGCUGACUAACCCCAACUCUUCCAGCCGACCUGCCUUCCCGGUGAAGUCCCUGGCCCAGAGGGAGGCCGAAUACGCGGAGGCCAGGAAGCGGAUUCUCGGCAGUGCCAGUCCCGAAGAGGAACAAGAGAAGCCCAUCCUUGAUAGGCCCACAAGGAUCUCCCAGCCGGAAGAGUCCAGGCAGCCCAGCAAUGUGAUCCGGCAGCCACUGGGCCCCGACGGUUCGCAGGGCUUCAAGCAACGCAGAUAGGCUUGGCUGGCUGACCAGCCAGUAUGAAAGCAAGGUGCCCCUCCUCCUCAGCAGACCAAUGGACCUGAGCCAUAGGGGCGGGACUUGCCCCAAGCGUCCCCUUGGCUCUUUGCCUCUUGUGACCCUCGGCCCAGGCACUGGGACUCCUGCUGUGCCUCCCCGUGGUAUUGACAUGCCAAGGAGGCUGCACCGAGGGAGGGGCAGGCUUCUCUUCCAGGGGGGCGGGUUGCCACAUCUUGCUGCCCGCUGAAGCGAGCCCGCCCCCGCAAAGGAAUGACUUCUCCCGUUGGCUCCCUCCGGGGUCGGAAGCAGGAGGGGGGGGAGGGCUCUGCUUCUCAACAUGUGCAUGUCGGUGCGUGUUACACUUGGAGCCAGGUGCAGACGGGGGCGGGUGGGCGGAAGGUGUACACACCAAGGUUUGCUUUGGGGGGACGGGGUGGCCCUGGAGCCGCACGCAUGGGAAGAAGACAAGGGGGUGUGUUAGCUGUGUAACCUGUUUAUCUGAGAAACGGUAGUUGCUAGUGUUCCGAAAGGAGAGGGAGGUGGGGGAAAGUGGCGGCGGGCACCCCCUGCCUCUUCCCGCUCGCCGCCGCUUCAGAGUGAACGAACGGAGGGCGCUCCGGCCCGUCUUUCCAGCAGGCCACUUCGUGAGCCGGCAGGGGCCCCUGUGUCUCUGCCUCUGUGGGACAAGCUGGGGCCCCUCCUCUGCCUUGAGGGCAGAAGGGAUCGCCCUGCCCUCCCAGUCUUCACCAGCACUCCCUUCGCCUCCUGGCGCUGCUUCCAGGCAAAGAUGGGGCAGCCCUGCUUUUUUGCCACUAGGACUCUUGAGCUAGGAAUAGAGUAGUCCCUGUCUCCCAUCUUGUCCUGCCCGGUUCUUGGGAGGAAACGGGCGGCGGGCCAAGUGUUGCUUGUGCUGGCCACGGACGGACGUCAGGCCAGCCGGGGGCCCCGAGCAGUGAGGCAUUAGGCCCGUUUGUUCUUGAUCAGUCUGCUAUCUGGAAGGCAAAGGGGGGGGGGGAAGCAAGGUUCAGAUUUCCUUCCCGCUCAAAAUGGGACGGGUCACAAACGCCUCAGAGUAACAGGCCCGAUGGCGUAGAACCGUUUUUCAAGAUGGCCUGGGAGAAUGGGUUUGCAGUGAUGGGAGGGUCACGUCGUGGCUUGUGGACCCCAAAGCAAUACUCUUAGCUUUUUCCCAGGUGGUUAGACAAAAGACACCGGAGGGGCUGGUUAGGAGACCCGCCACGGGCGGCCGAUGCCAAGUGUCGGACCAGCUGGGGCUUUGCGCACUAGCAGCCAUAUUGAGGGAGGGGGCCCUCCCUCCCUCCCCCACCACUUCCAGGUGCCUGGGCUAGCUCGCUUCACUGUGUUUUCCCAAGUCUGCCUUUUUGGUUUUGCUGUCUGGUUUUGGGAGGAGAGAACCGGUGUAGAAAGGGACACCUCUGUGGUUUGUCAAGGGAAUCCCACAGGUCUUCUCCUCUUCUGCUGGAAGUGAAGGAAGACCUCGGCCGGCAGUGGGCCGUACAGGAACGUGUAAGUGUCUCUUGUGUGUCGGGGGUGUGUGUGUGUGUGUGGGGAGGGUGUGCGCUGAAAGGGUGUCUCUUUGUACAUCAACACAGGACGCGUACCAAAAUACUGCAGAAGAAGUAAACUGGUCAAAAGAGUAAUAAUAGAAAUAAAACUACCUGUGUACAAAAACGCGGAAAAAAAACAA